Parnassius mnemosyne (clouded apollo) is the source of this 2918-nucleotide messenger RNA. NCBI's taxonomy places the organism in Eukaryota, Metazoa, Arthropoda, Insecta, Lepidoptera, Papilionidae. The record is from the annotation of a GenBank genome assembly.
AGUAUAGUGUGAGCAAUAUCUGUCUAUUUUAUCAGUUUCGAAUUUGGAGUACUCAAGAGAUACAGGCUCGUACUGGACUAAAUAUAGUGGAUGAAGAUUGUGAGAAUAAGAACGUCACGUAGAUCCCCAGUGUAAUUACUUUAACAAAAAUGAAUGUUAAACUCGGACAUCUGUAUGUUCCUUUGAUUAAUACAUAGUUUUACCCGUGCCAAGAAUAAACAGGUUUAGUUACGUUAAGUCCGUGCUACUUACCGUGGGAUCAAAUGGGUCCGGAAACGAGAGACCCUUUUUACUCGGUAACGAAACAUUCUUAGUCCUCAAGGGUGAAAACUCAAGUGCAUUUUGAGUUUCGGUUCUCAAGCGAGAAUAGAUGUGGUUGUAUAUGUGUGUAUCUACAUCAUCUAUCUGCCAUCAGUUAGGCUGUGCUGUCUUACGCCCGAAAUUAAUAAUGUAUCUCGUAUCCAAGAUCGACCGCAGUCUUGGAUUGCGGUGUAUCGUUGGAUUGGUCUUCAAUCCGCGUGCCAAUAACUCAACCCGGCAAUCCCAAUUUUUUUUCGACGACAGAUUUCUAGCAAUCCGUUCCCUCUUGACCGUUCCUUUUGAUGUAAAAUAUCGAUUGCAUAAAACUUUAUUAAGUGUCUUUUAAAACAAAUCAUUCACAUAACUACUGAAAAAAUGUUUCAAAAUAAUGUUUGUUGUUAUAAUAUUAUGCCUAAAAAUUUACGGAAAUUAUAAUUUCAGUCUAGUUUUGGUAUUAAAACUAUGACAUUAUUUAGUUGAAAUGGAACGUGUGACGUAGACGUCUUGCAUUUGAAUUUGACAAGACAUUUUGAUUCCGUUGCGAGUGCGAGUUUAGUUAUUUCCGUGUAGCAGACUUCAAAAAUAUUAUCUUCUUGUUAUAUAUAAAUUAGAAAUUAUAAUAUAAUGGAUUCAGAAAUCGUAAGUACAUAUUGUUUUAUCUAUUAAGGUUCUAAGUUGCGCGCGCUUUCAUAAUGACGCUUAUCAUUCCCGCCUUAUUUGUAACGUUGUUGUUAAUCAUUGUAAUUUUCUUUUACUAGGUAAAAGGUAAACCUCUUACAAAAGAAGAGUCAAAGUUUUUGCUUGACCUAAUAGAAGGUAGUAAAAUAAUUACCACCAAAACCACUAACGCCACCAACAACAAACUUAAAACUGAAGAGUGGAUUCGUUUGGCAGAGCGAUUCAAUGCCACAGCCACGAAUUUUCCAAGAACACCACAGCAGUUGCGUUUGAAGUGGGAAAAUUUAAAGAAGAACUCGCGCAAGCGCAGCACCAAAAUAAGGAUGAACCAAAUUAAGACUGGUGGUGGCCCUGCUGACUAUAUACCCCCAGAUGACAUAUUAGACCGGGUGACCAGUCUAUUAGGAAGUACAGUCAGUGGGUUUACUGUACCGUUUGGGGGUGACAAGGAAAUAGCUUGGUUUAAUGUUGGUGGUGGUGGUGAUGGUGAUGGUGAAGGUGGAACAAGUGAUAGUGAAAACUUAGGAAAUGUGAUGGUGCAGACACCACAAAUUUUACAGACUUUUACAGACUUAAAUGAAACCACAAUCUCAACACCAUUAUGUAAUGAAAAAGGUAUUGAGAAUGUGGUUGCUGAUUACCAAGUAUUAGAGGUGGUUGACCAAAAUUUGAUCACUCCGAAUAAAACCAAGAGGCUUACAUUUAGUACACCUAGAGCAGUGAAAAAGAAAUUGAAGAAAGAUGAGAACAGGACUGCGAGGAACUUAGCCAUAGCAGAAUAUUAUUCAGCCAAAAAACAAUGCUUAGAUGCCACAUUAAAUAAUAUUAAUUUAGAAAAUGAUAACUUAAAAUUAAAAAAUUUGGAGCUUAAUUUGAAUAACGAAAAACUUAAGUUAGAAACUGAGAAAUUAAAAUUAGAAUUAGAGAGGUUAAGAAAGCAGCAAUAAUGUUUAGUAUAGUAUAAUAAUUAUAAUACUUAUUUAGUCUGUAGUUUAGUAGUAGUAAAUUUGAAUAUAUAAGUGUAAUUGUAUAAUAAAUUUAGGAAACUUGGCAUCUAAGUAGGUAUUGUUUCCUGGCUAUGUAUGGCCUUAUUAACCCAACCAUCAAAGAAUUGUUCUUUAUAUUUUAUAUUUGUUUUACAGAAGAGGGCCAUAAGAGCAAUCAAUGAUUUAAAACCUAUUCGCUUUGACAAAAAUUUAAGGAAAUUAAUAUAUUAACUUUGGCCUCUCAAUACAUUUAUGAAAAUGUAAUGUACAUUCACACGUACAUAUACAUGUAUAUGCUUUUAUAACAAAAUCCCAGAAAACAUACAAACUUUGAUUUGCUCAAAGUUCAAAAACUUUAAACUAUGUUUGUAUAAAAAGGGUUAUUAUAAGGAAUUUAUGGAUGAUAAUAACCCCUGAGGUGAUUGUGAGAAUCUUUUUUUUUUUUUUUAAAAACGUUACCCCCACUCUAGGAUUUUCUCCUGUAUCGUGGAGGCAGUUUACAAACAUAUAUUGCACAGGGACAAACAUCCAGACCCGGAACAAUUAUUUGUAGGCCAUACAAAUACUUGUUCAGUGCGGGAUUCGAACCCGCGGCUCCAAGCGUUGCAACUCAUUGCUAUGCCACGGAGCCGUCGAAUGAUUGUUUUGUGUUGUUAAUUGUGUAACAUAUAUGAUUUUAAGCUGUUAUUUUUUUAACUCCCGCUGGGUUUCUUGCUGGUUCUUCUCAGGACAGAGGUUUUUUCCGAACCAGUGGUAAUUAAACAUUUCAGUAAGUAUUAUUUAUAAUCUACAUUUAAUAAAAAAGUUUCUAUUUCUACUGUCUAAAUGAUAUAGUGGUAAUGAAUAAUAUUUUAACAUUGAAUUUAAAUGAAAUUGCUUAAAAUAAAAAAUUUUAUCACCAUCAUAUGAUUGUUUAUUUUUAUACUAUUAUUUUGAAUAAACUAAUUUGACAGA